This is a messenger RNA of Tachysurus vachellii, 6369 nucleotides long. It is a transcript of the gene cc2d1a, whose product is annotated as coiled-coil and C2 domain containing 1A. The record is from RefSeq and is a predicted model, not a curated record. Gene Ontology annotation, cellular component: nucleus. Gene Ontology annotation, biological process: regulation of transcription by RNA polymerase II. Gene Ontology annotation, molecular function: RNA polymerase II cis-regulatory region sequence-specific DNA binding; DNA-binding transcription repressor activity, RNA polymerase II-specific. The coding region runs from base 192 to 3158 and encodes 988 amino acids. The transcript has 29 exons. NCBI's taxonomy places the organism in Eukaryota, Metazoa, Chordata, Actinopteri, Siluriformes, Bagridae.
UGCUAUUGGAGACGAGACGGAAAGCAGGAAGUGGCAGGAGUAACAGCUGAGGGUAGUUUUGGGGUUUCGAGGAGAUUUGUGUUCGCCAAACGGGGCAAUAUUUCACUCUAUAUAAGGACAUAUAAAACUACACUGAAAAAGGAAAGACUUAAGUACAUGCUGAAGUUCUGAGUUCAGUCACAGCAGAUGUCAUGAGUCGCAGCAGGAAUCCUCCACAAAAAGGCCAAGGAGCCGCUCGAGCCAAGCAGAUGGGUUUACUCUUGGAUCUGUCUCCGGACGCUGCCCUAGAAGACUCUGGUGGAAAUGAAGAAGCGUUAGAGGCAGAGCUUCUUAGUCUGAUUGGAGGAGGUGGCAGGGGCAAGCAGCCUGGAAAGAAAGAGGGUGGGAAAGCUCCUGUCCCCAUGGAGGACAUUGAGCGCAUGGCCGCCCUGUGCAUGAAAGACCUGGACGAGGAAGGAGCAGACGAUGAAGACCUGGAAAACGAUGCCGAACUCCUGGCUGAACUGAACGAGGUUCUGGAGGAUGAUCAUGAGGAACCAGCUGCUCCAGUCCUAUCUCAGCACUCAAACGCAACCCCCAAAUCCACCUCCACUACCCCGAGUGGUGCAGGUGGAAUGGAGUCCCUCCUGCAGGAGCGUAUCAAUAUGUACCAGGCGGCAAUCACCAACGCAAAAGCUUCAGGAGAGAGCAGCAAGGCUCGCAGAUACGAGCGUGGACUAAAGACUCUACAGUCCAUGUUGGCAUCUGUGAAAAAGGGAAAAUCCAUUAACGAGGAGGAGAUCCCACCCCCAGUCGCUGCCGGGGUUAAACCCACCACCGCACAGGAAGAACCAGUCAGAGAACAGGAAAAGCCUGCUCCAGAUUCCAAACCACCACCAAAGACUAACGAGAAGCCGCUGCAGGAAGCACAGACUUUAGCCCCGCCCAAAACUCAGGUCCUGCAGCCACCCAUUCAGAAAACACCGGCUGUGACACCAGAUACACCAGCUAUAUCACCCUUAACUCCCAUAAAGCCCAGUGUACAGCAUUCAGAGCUGAAGGCCAGUGUGUUGAGCAGGCAAAGGGAAUAUAAACUGGCCGCUAUUCAAGCUAAACAGAGUGGAAACACAGACCUUGCCCGGCAACACCUUGUCAUCGUCAAGAAGUUGGACUCUGUGGUUGAGGCGAUUGACAGAGGAGAGCAUGUUGAUGCCAGCUCACUGCCACCCCCUCCUGGGGAUGUUACAGUUGAGCGUUCUCCUCCACCUGCACAAUCUGCAUCUGUUAAACCCACCUCCGUUCCUCCACCUGCUGAUGCUCCAGCACCUGAAGCUUCCCUUCCUGCUCCCCGUAACCUGGCUGAGGCCCUACAGCAGCGCAUGGACAAAUACAAAAGUGCAGCUGAGAGCGCCAAGAGCAAAGGAGAUGACCGAAAAGCUCGCAUGCACCAGCGUAUUGCUAAGCAAUAUCAAGAUGCCAUUAAGGCACACAAAGCGGGACGACCUGUCAACCUAGCAGAGCUACCAGUACCACCAGGUUGUCCUCCUCUACAGGGUGCAGAAAGCACAGAGCAAAACUUCCUGGGUGUCCUGGAAACGGCUGUGAAAUUGGCCAAUCAGGAUGCAGAUGCAGGGGAGGAUGAUGAUGAUGACUCAGAGGAAGCAGGGACAAAGGCUGCUGUGCGUCCUGUUGCUCAGAAAGCCCGAGCCCCUGCACCCGCACACUCCUCCUCCCCCACAGACGCCUCCAAACUGCCACCUAGAGCCCAGCAGCAGCUGGAAUUCCUGCUCCGUCGCAGGCAGCAGUUUGUUAAAGCGGCCCUGCGCUCGAAACAGAUGAAGGAUGUUCAGGGAGCAUCUCAGCACCUGCGCAACGCUAAGGGACUCGACCCCAUGAUCACGGCAGCUAAAGGAGGCCUGCCUGUCGAUAUCAGCAAGGUUCCCAGUGCCCCAGUAUGUGAGGAAGACUACACUCUCUCUCAGGCUCGCUCAUCCUCUCAAUCGUCCCGCUUGUCCCAGCAGUACACUCAGCUCAUGGAGCGCCUCAGGCAGCAGCACGAGAAAUGUCUGAGCUACUCACAGCAGUUCACUCAAAUGGGCAACAUGGCCGAGACCAUAAGAUUUGAGAAGCUGGCAGAGGAGUGUAUGAGUAAUAUUGAACUGUUAAAGAAAGCUCACGCUAAAGGCUAUCCUGUCCCAGGCCACCACACAGAGGAGAGAACCAUCAACACUGUCAAGAUUUUCCCUAAUUUGACAGCCAGUGAGAUGGAGCUAACAAUCGUAAAAGGAAUUAACCUACCCACUCCAGGAUUUUCAGCCAGUGAUUUGGACGCUAGUGUGCGCUUUGAGUUUCCCUUCCCCACUUCGGAAGAAGCUCAAAGAGACAAAACCAACACCGUGAGAAGCACCAACUGCCCAGAGUUCAAAGCCUACUUUAAGUUGCACAUCAACCGAACACACCGAGGCUUUAAGAGGGUGGUGCAGACUAAAGGCAUCAGGUUUGAGGUCAUCCACAAAGGUGGUCUCUUCAAGAAUGAUAAGGUGGUGGGAAAUGCUCAGCUGAAACUCGAAGCACUGGAGAAUCAGUGUGAGAUCAGAGAGAUUAUAGAUGUGCUGGAUGGUAGGAAGUCAACAGGAGGGAAGCUGGAGGUGAGGGUGAGGAUUCGGGAACCACUGGGUGGGGUCCAGCUUCAGUCUGUUACAGAGAAAUGGAUCGUAGUGGAUCCACCAGCCGUCACCCCCGACAGAGAGAGAGUAAGAGAACGGGCUCCUUCACCAAAAUCCAAACCUCGCAACGAUCAAGGAAAGAGCAGCCAUUCAAGACUCUCACCUCCCCAAUACAAACUCCACAGCUUCAGCCUCCUCAACUAUGACAAAGAAAGACUAGAGAGAAAGAUCGGUGAUUAUAAGAAAAAUAGACGGGAUCCACCACCAGAUCUGCUGAAUCAGCAUAAAGAGAUCUGCCACCGACUACACUGGCAAAAAUCCUACCUUGAGAGAGGAUCCUCAUCAGUGUUAGCAGAGUAUGAUGGUGUUUUAAGUAAAUUCGCUCAUGGUCUUGCUGAUUCUGUGAAGAAGUUUUCCAGUGAAGGCAACAGGGACGCAGCUAAAGAUGCUCUAGGACGGCUUAAGAUGGUGGAGGCUGAGAUGGAGUCUCUGAGGAGGAAGCGUGCUGCAUGAACAUGUACAGGAGGUGGAACUUCGCUGUGCGUUGGAAAACUGUUCUCACAUGCAGAAGCAGUCAAUAACACACAUGUUCUGCGUGUACUUCAUUUCCUCUCCUCUUCCUUACAGACAGAUCUUAAACGUCACACACUUCUCUGUAACUUCACUCCUCUUCUCUCUGUAUAGACCCUUAAACAAACACUCCUGAUAUUUUAGCCCAGGCUCUGAAUCACCUGAGAUCCCCUGGACUACUUUACUGAAAAAAUAUUCUCUCUGACUAUAUGGAAGGCCAACAAGGUCAUGAGUUAUUACAUUUGUUUACUGCAGUUCAGAUGUGUAACUCUGCGUAUGUAAAUCAGUUCUGCAGCACAUUUAAUUGAUAUGCGGCAGAACUUUAAAACAACACUACAGUUCCCACCCACAAACACUUCUCAUUUGCUAUCGAGAGGGCAGUACCGUAGGCUAACUCCUGAGUUUUCUCCAGCCUUAUUCACGCAGUUUGUUAGCUCAGUAACAAUUUUUAUUUCAAAGAGAAAUGAAAGGAAAAUGGCACAGGACAAAAUUGGUAACACAUGGCCUCUGUGGGCGUCCAUAAGAUCAGGGUGAAACGACUGCAGCGUCAUAUUUAUGAAGUACUAAUUAAUGUUUUGAAUGUUUUUGAGUCAUGUGACUCAGGGCUUUUAUAACGCAACAGUUUUGCCUAAAAUGAAAUGUACACGCUACAAGACAUGUUUACUUAUUUACUAUAAAGCUAAUUUAGCUAACAAGAAAAGGAAGUUUUUUUCCCCCCAAAUGUUGCUAUGUGAAUCUAAUUUCGACCGUUUUAUUUCAUUUCAAACGGUCAAACUUUAGGCCACACCUCCUUCCUGAGCAAUGUUUUUAUCUCUAUAAUUUUAUUUAGUCUGUUCUGAUCACAGGGUCACUGCUCAUGAGCGUCUUGGCAUUAAAAAGGUCAUUGUGUACAUUUAGUUUUUGGCCAAACUGCUUCUUUAGCGAUCAUUUGCACAUUUAAUGAGACGUGCAGCAAUACUGCAGCUUUUCGGAUUCUCUCCAUCUGCCAUCCGUCUCCGUGCUCCAUGUGCCUUGUGUGAGUGUGUGUGUGUGUGUGUGUGAGAGUGUGUGUGUGUGAAUGGUGUAAAUCCUUAUAGAGAGCAUAUGAAGAAUAAUCUGUUCUCUGCACCGAAUUCUGCUUAAUCCUUCCUGUGUGCAGCUCAGCAUGCAGUGAUAUGGGGAUAAUGCUAACACUCCACAAGUGAAGUUUAAGGGUUGUGAAUAGAAGGUUGUGUAUUUAUAUAGAGGAGGGGAAAGGAUCACAGCCCAUAAUCAGGGAUUAACCCUCGUCUAGUUGUCCAGGUGAUCUUUGAUCUCCAGGGGAGUGAUAAAGCGAACAAACUGACUGGGAUGUUUCAUAACCAGUGUUUGGAUAAAACAACAAAAAUCCAGAGGAGCCAUGCAUCAUCAUUAUUAUUAUUAUUAUUAUUCUUAUUAUUAUUAUUAUUAUCAUUAUCCUCUAUCAUUACUGCAGUACACAAAAACUAUGCUAGCUACCUAGUAUCAGUGUGGUACACUCUGGAGCUUUGGAGCUUUGGUUGCCUACGUGAUGGUGAUCGUUUGCACAAAUAACGCAUGGCCUCUCAGGAUUUCUGUACGUAACUGAAGCCAUAUCAGGUUCCAGCUCUCAGUUGUGUGCUCUUCCACCUCUCAGCACACCUGAGCCAGGUGAUCAGGUGCAGAUUGUGGCCUUUGGAGACUAUAUAAAGGGGAAAUGAGGGUAGUAAACGCAAUGCCAGCGCUCGUGAGAAUAGAACAUAUUAGAAAAUAUUUGGGAAAUUGAUUCGUUUUGCUACAAAGUACUUCAGAUCUUUGUGCUCUUGAAGCUAACUAGUUAAUCAUGUUAGAAGCUCAUCAAAGGGCUGAGCUCCACAGCAGCAUAUCCCAGCAUCAUUAUCUAAAACCUGACAGAGAACACCAAUGUGAAGUACAUGCAAACGAUAUUGAAGCUAACAUUGUACUUUUAUUAUACAAUGCUAAUAUGACAUACCGCUGUUUUUAGCGUUUGUUUCUGUGCGAUCCGUCUUUUCUGAACAUGGGCGAGAUGCGUUUAAUGCGUCUCUUUGCAAGACCCAUUGAACUUGUGUGUCAGCUGAGGGGCGCAUUUACAUCACAGAUGCACUCUUUCUACCUCCUUUCUAAUUCAGCAGCUAGUUACCGAGACCUUCGUGAGCUGAACCUGUGGUGUCUGACACCCGGGUUUGACUCUUCUAAUGUAGCUCAUUUCCUGUCUAUCAGUGUGACGCUAAAAUUGCACUUCUUUUCAACGUAUUAAACUUGUAGCCUAAUAAAUCUUCACUUUUUACUACAUAGCCAUUUUAGCUGUAGAGUUUUUGACAGUUUCCCUGUUAGCGCUGCAUCCUUGUGGUUCUGUGGCCCCACACUCUCAGUUCACUGGCCACAUCCAAUUAGGUUCUGAAUGUUACAGUAGUAAUAACUGGCAAAAACACAGAUUCAUAAAUGUAGCAUGAAGCAAAAAAGCAGUACAAUAAGAUGAGGCCUGCAGUCACUGGUUUGUUACACGUUUAUCCGUGUGUUCGAUGACCAAGUGGUCAUUUUAUUACUUGGAUUUGACAGGAAAUUAACUGCAUUAAAGUGUCAUUACAAGUAAACACACAUGCACAGGAAAUCCCUGUUCCUGCAGGUAGCAUGAUAUCAGGAAAGUGUUGGUAGGUCACCAUCUAGGUUCCAGCAGGACAAUCAUGAAUUUUCCGUCUCCUUCUCACAUUCACUACAAGCCUCAGCAGAUACGACUGUGUGUAACUGUGUAGAAAAAUCCUGUGAUUCUGUGGUUUGUUUCAGAUUCAUUCCUAAAUGGAUCACCUGGUUGAGCAGCAGUUUUCUUCAUGGAUUUGGGGAAAGCACCAUGUACAUACAUCGCAUACACGAUUACUGCACAAAACCAACUUGUACGUGCAUGAAGCUGCUUCCUCACAUACGUCGUUUCUGUCCUGAGGUUUUACGACAAAACGUUUGACAUGGUUUUGGGAUUAUAAUAUUUCUUUCCCUUCUUUUCCACACAUUUUCCUCUAUAAUAUUUAAUAAUAAUAAUGCAAUCAGUACAGAUGUAUGUAUUAAUGUAUGUGGUGUAUCAUUGGCAGUGACCCUGUAACACUGGAGCCGGGGUGUUUUUGGGCACAUGUUGUAUGUUGACUCAAUUAAAGUGUGUAAAGUG